Messenger RNA from Aureobasidium namibiae CBS 147.97, 816 nucleotides. RefSeq lists its product as uncharacterized. The annotation marks the transcript as partial. The transcript has 2 exons. Lineage: Eukaryota; Fungi; Ascomycota; Dothideomycetes; Dothideales; Saccotheciaceae. Gene Ontology annotation, cellular component: nucleus. Gene Ontology annotation, biological process: regulation of transcription by RNA polymerase II. The record is from RefSeq and is a predicted model, not a curated record. Gene Ontology annotation, molecular function: RNA polymerase II cis-regulatory region sequence-specific DNA binding; DNA-binding transcription factor activity, RNA polymerase II-specific.
GAAGAGUCGGAAGCAGACAUCAGUUGCGACAGCGAGGCUUCGGCUCCAGGAUCACCCAGCACAGACGAGUUCGCCAUGCGAGCCGACCAAGUCACCACUUGCGCAUGGGAAGGCUGCAGCGUCGGUGAUUUGGCCAACAGUGACGAGCUCAUUGCCCACGUCCAGAACGAUCACAUUGCCCCUAAGCGAGCACGUUAUACCUGUGAAUGGGGAGACUGCGCUCGCAAGGGCACCAAUCAUCCCAGUGGCUAUGCUCUCAAGGCUCACAUGCGAAGUCACACCAAGGAGAAGCCUUUCUUCUGCCACCUUCCAGAAUGCGACCGCUCCUUCACCCGAUCAGAUGCUCUCGCCAAACACAUGCGCACCGUUCACGAGCCUGAGCCGCCGCGCGCCGCUGCAACAAACGCCAAUCCCAUCGAUCCUGCCACCGGUCAGCCCAAGAAAGGUCCCAAGCUUCGUCUCUCGAUGAAUGCCAAAGCCUCGGCCAAGUCUGCUGCCCCAGACGUGCCAGUUCCUGCACCUACGCAAGCACCCGACGACCCGUCACCUCCCAUGGAUAACAUCCAAUACAUACCCGCACGCCAUCCUAUAACUGGUCAGGCAGGAUUCAUGAUCACCUAUCCUCCCGACAUACACUUCUCGCUCUUCGAAAGCGAGAUUCCAGCAAAUCAACUCAUGCGCUUGCUCAGGCGUCAACUCCACUGGGCUCUGAAAGAGAGCCAAGAACUGAAACAAGAAGUCGACGGGCUAGAAGAGCUGCGUCGCAAAGAAUGGGCAGCAAAGGAAGCUCUGUUGGAAGGUGUCUUGCAAGGCGAG